GAGAGAGAGAAAAAGUGUGGAACCAAUAAUGGGGAAGGGAAGUCAAAAUCGGCACUUAACAAGGAUCAUAUCAUAUCCAUAGGUUAGGUUUUUAGGUCAUUCUUUCUUCAUUCAUUAACAAUCCUCACAGAUGAAUCGAAAUCGUUUUUCUAAUAGAUCCCUCUCCUUUCUUUUCUCAUCUCUAUAGAUAGAUUUCCAUAACCCAAAAUGGGUGCUAAUCAGUCGGCACAACUUGAUGAAGAUGAAGACGAAAACGAAGAAGAAGAAGAAGAAGAUGAUGAUGAUACAAGAACACCAUUGUUGGUCACCAACAAUCUUGUCAAGAAAGUUCUAGAACAAGAGCCGGAAAUGCUACCCUGUCACGCCUCCGCUUCCCCUCUAUCCCCUCAGCUCUCUAAUUUAGGCACGCCGCGUCUUGGUCCUUCGAUUAAGGUAUGGGAUCCUUGCAAUGUCCUUGCUCCGCCUCCAUUACCUCCUCCUCCUCAAUUUACAAGGACCACCUUCUCCUACGACGCAAUUCACGAUGAUCGGACUAUUACGGACCUAUACUUGAUUACUCAUGGCGACUGGCACAUGAAUUUGAGGCCUGAUCUCAUUGCCGGACGAUGUCCUGAAGCGGCUCUUACUCCUAAUGGGAACCGACAAGCCAGAGCUUUGGCUGUGUUCCUGAAAUCCCAGGGGAUUCGGUUCAACGCCGUGUAUUCAUCGCCACUGGAUCGGGCCAGAGCGACUGCAGUUUCUGUCUGUCAGGAGAUGGAUCUGAUGGAAGAACAGAUACAAACAAGUGAGGCACUUAUCGAAAUAAGUCAAGGUGACUGGGAAGGCUGCCAAAGAUCGGAAAUUCACACUCCCGAACUAUCAACCCUAAUGGAGAGAUUCCAACCGGAUUUUUCAGCACCAUCAGGAGAAUCACUAAGACAGGUUCAAUUUCGAAUGAUCCAGUUCUUAAAUACAACCAUUCUUAGUCUACCCGAGAAAUUGUCUUCAAAACCCCAAUUGGAUUUAUUAGUUCAUAGACAACAACAUUGGCAUGGGCAUGGGGGUGGUCCAAGGAAGAAGUCGGGUAAGAGUAGGCUUCAGAUGAUUAUGACGAAAACCGGAGGUGGUGGUGGCGGUGAUAAUGAAGCUGACGAUGAGAUGUCUCCACGAGUAGCAACAACAAUCACCGGAAAAGUAAAUAAUAAUAAUAAUAAUAUUAUUAGAUCAAGUAAUGUUGUUGGGACGAAUUCAUCAGCUAUUGGCAUUUUCAGUCAUGGGUUGCCGAUUAAGUGUGUUAUUAUGGGUCUGCUUGGAUGUAGUCCGGUUAUGUCGAAUAUGAUAUGUGUUGAGGAUUCUUCUGUUACUUUGCUUCAACAUUCAUGGAAAAUGGGGUGGCAGAUUAAGAGAUUGAAUGAUACUUCACAUCUUAGGCUUCUCUAAUACUUGUCUUAAUUCUUUUAGGAAGUGGUUUUGUUUUAUGUAACAAUUAUGGUUAUAUAUAAUAUGAGUUAUUCUUUCUUGUUGGUAGUAGUAAGUUUGGUCAAAAUGUAUUUAUCAAUGGGGAACAUCAAAACAUUGAGCUCAAAGCUCCUAUUUUGUCACAUUAUAAUGAAAGAUCAAAUUGAAAGA
This is a messenger RNA of Impatiens glandulifera, 1608 nucleotides long. RefSeq lists its product as uncharacterized. The record is from RefSeq and is a predicted model, not a curated record. The transcript is spliced from 2 exons. NCBI's taxonomy places the organism in Eukaryota, Viridiplantae, Streptophyta, Magnoliopsida, Ericales, Balsaminaceae. The coding region runs from base 208 to 1419 and encodes 403 amino acids.